Callorhinchus milii (elephant shark) is the source of this 1132-nucleotide messenger RNA. Its product is annotated as glycogenin-1-like. The transcript has a single exon. The record is from RefSeq and is a predicted model, not a curated record. Gene Ontology annotation, molecular function: glycosyltransferase activity. Gene Ontology annotation, cellular component: cytoplasm. Bases 140 to 1132 code for a protein of 330 amino acids. Lineage: Eukaryota; Metazoa; Chordata; Chondrichthyes; Chimaeriformes; Callorhinchidae.
GGAUCACAUCAGAAGUCACAGUGUUUAGAGCAGACAGAGUCAGCCCUGCACAACUGAGCAGGAUCCAGCCAGUGCUAGAAGCUACGCUAUACCAAACAGACUAUACGAUCACCCUGGGCUUCAGUAUUCAAUAUCCAGGAUGGAGCGGCCCAUCAAAAAACCGAAUGAAGCAUUUGUUACAUUAGCAGCAAAUGACCUAUAUGGAAAAGGUUCAUUAGUAUUGGGCUGCUCACUGAGAAAACACAAAACUACAAGGCAGCUGGUGGUUCUCAUCACCCCCCAAGUCUCCCAAACUGUGAGGACUGUGCUAGGGAGAAUCUUUGAUGAAGUUCUAUUAGUGGAUGUACUGAAAAGCCAAGAUUCAAGUAAGUUAAUCCUNAAAAAAACACCUGAACUCAGUCUCAUGCUUGCAAAAUUGUAUUGUUGGGAUCUUACCCGCUAUUCGAAAUGUGUAUUCAUGGAUGCAGACACAAUGGCACUAAUGAACAUUGAUGAACUUUUUGAAUGGGAGGAAUUGUCUGCAGUAGCAGAUGACAUUUGUUCUGACUGUUUCAACACAGGAGUGUUUGUUUUUAAGCCUUCCACAGAUACACAUAAGGCACUUUUAAAGUUUGCCAUGGAGAAGGGGAGCUUUGAUAAUGGGAAUCAAGGUUUGCUGAACAGCUUCUUCAGCAAUUGGGCAAAAGUAGACAUUUCUAAGCACUUGCCCUUCACUUACAACUUAAAUUGCAAUUCAGUUCAUUUUUCAACUUUGAAACCACAAGCAGCUGCUGCCAAAGUAAUUCACUUUCUUGGCAAGACCAAACCAUGGAACUAUUCUUAUGACCCAAAUACAAAACUUGUGAAAGAUCAUGAUUUAUCGGUUACUCAUCCUGAAUAUGUAUACAUGUGGUGGGAUAACUUCACAUCAUCAGUCUUGCCAAUGCUAACAGAACAUGGUGUUGAAGAGGCAACCAGUUCCACAAAAGAGGAAAAGAUUACUGAGGCUUUAACACGGCUUUCCAUCAUUCCACCUACAGUGACUGCCUCCUCAGAGGAACGUCGCCAGAGGUGGGAACAGGGUCAAGUUGAUUUCAUGGGAGCCGACUCUUUCCAGAAUAUCCAGAAGAAACUGGAUGCUUACUUGAAUUAA